This is a messenger RNA of Aedes albopictus (Asian tiger mosquito), 1521 nucleotides long. RefSeq names its product transmembrane inner ear expressed protein. Bases 767 to 1132 code for a protein of 121 amino acids. NCBI's taxonomy places the organism in Eukaryota, Metazoa, Arthropoda, Insecta, Diptera, Culicidae. The transcript has 2 exons. The record is from RefSeq and is a predicted model, not a curated record.
CUCGUUAUUACUCGUCGUCAGCUACAAGUGCAGGCGAAGGAUAUGCCUGCGACGUUAACAAUCGCAUAAACCAACCAGCGGGUGGCACACCUUAAAUACCCGCCCGAUCCACGCCUUUCGACGAACUGUGAAUAAAGCAACGACUUCCAUCUAUGCCGAUGUUUAACUGGUAAAUAGUUUGCCGCUCCUUUUACUACAGCGCUCAUGGAAAGGCUUUAGCAUGCUUACACCUUGCAAUUCUGUUUCCGCCGUCGUCGUUAGUGUUAAAUUUCACAUAGCCAAAGAGUAUGAAUCAUUUGUGUGGUGACGUAUUUAAGUCCAUUCGACACAGUUUUGCUAAAAUCUAGCAACUUCUUGGUAAAAAUGUUGCUUUCAAUGAAACAAAUGUUUGGUGCCGAUGCUUUUGGAUAUACUGUAGGAAAUACCAAGGGAAAUACAACGUACGGAAAGCUACAGAUAAAUAUUUAACGUCUCCUAAUAAAUAAAAAUCUCUUUUUUUUCGUAGAAAUGGACUUAUGUUGUUCUUGCAUAGAAUUUUUUAUGAAUAGGCAAGGCUGGCAAGACUCUCUCUCUGUUGGAACGUACAGUCUGUAUAUUGGAGUCCACUUCUAACCGUUAACACUGCACUGGCAGACGACCGGGCGCGAUAAAUUUGAUCCUUGACACACGACCAGCAGCCAACAGACAUACAAAAGCGCCCCUGGUAGUUGUGAUAAGGAUCUUCAGCUGAUAACACGUAAAGUGCUGCGUGAAAAAUUGAUGAGCAAUGGACCAAGAGGCGGAAGCUAUCCUAGAGCAUGAAACCGACCUGGGACUACGAGUGUGGCAUCUGUUGUUCCUAUGCCUCGGAUCGGUGUUGGGUGUCGUCAUUAUGUUGUGCUGCUGUUUCCGAUUCCGGAUUCCGCGGACCAAGCAGGACAUUGAGGCGGAUUACCAUCGCAAAAAGCUGACGAAGAAGUUUCGCGAGCGAUUGGACUGUAUGAACAAUGCCGAAAUCGAUGAGAUGGAUUUGAUGAAAGCCCUGGAACGCGUACGUGAAGAAUGUCUUUUGGAGCAGCAGAAAAAUGUGACUAAGGAAAUUGACGAAAACGAAGAUAAUCAGUUCGUGAAUGAUGUAUUCGGGAAUGUCUAAACAUUUUGCCGUGAUAGGUAUCAACCGUUCUAGUUCAGUAAGUAAGAUUGUAAUUGUAAAGCACAUAUAAAUUGUUUUCUUUUGCUUAUCUUAUAAAUUGCAGAAAAUAAAUCUUGAUUUAUUCAACUAAAAAUAGAAUGCAUUUUAGUGGAAAGAUUACAAACUGAUUGACUUUCUCAAAUAAUUAUAGAUGGCAAUGAAUGAAUCACCCCUGCUGUUUCGCCGUCUCCUAAAACCAUAGAACUAGGCCAAAAGUCAUUCUCAAAUAUACAGUGACCCCACAAUUUAUGAAUCGGCAAAAAUUACCACAGUUUAUGGAUCACUCAUUUGAUCAACAUGGUGAUUCAUAAAUAGUGUACAAAAUUAAGGUGAUUCAUCGGUGUGGGGUC